Messenger RNA from Blastomyces dermatitidis ER-3, 3507 nucleotides. Its product is annotated as AFG3 family protein. Gene Ontology annotation, molecular function: ATP binding; ATP hydrolysis activity; metalloendopeptidase activity. The record is from RefSeq and is a predicted model, not a curated record. The transcript has 2 exons. Gene Ontology annotation, biological process: protein-containing complex assembly; mitochondrial protein processing. Gene Ontology annotation, cellular component: m-AAA complex; membrane. Bases 232 to 2964 code for a protein of 910 amino acids. NCBI's taxonomy places the organism in Eukaryota, Fungi, Ascomycota, Eurotiomycetes, Onygenales, Ajellomycetaceae.
UUUGCCUCCACCGGAUCCCCCAGAAGGCGUGCAAACUGCUCUCCAACGAACGCACGAACUUCUCACGGGAUUUCUCGUGCUCCUUCCCUUCUUUAUUUAUCUUAAUUCCUCUUUGUACAUGCUGGCGGAGUGACGCUCCUAUGGGUUCUUCACGACUUGGUCAAUAUUGAGCGUCUGCCAAAUCUCCUGUCGCUUUCCGCCCGCGCCACCCUCCUCCAUCCUCCCUCGACAAUGGCCAGCAUUAUUCGACGGCCUGGCAAUCUUGCUCGAUAUUCGGGGACAGCGGCGGGGCGCUCUAUAUAUACACGAUGUUUAUUCUCUCCAUCGCGGCAAUCAUACCUUUCCCCCGCGAUACUAAACGCCCGCCAAUCCCGUUCGUAUCUAACCCAGUUCCGGCGAUUUCCAAAUCCUGGCAAGGAAAACGGGAACGUUCCUCCAUCUAUUAAUGAUGGUGGCUCGGGUCAACCUUCGUCCCACGGCGGACCGCCAUCCGGGGGACCGAACGGCAAGGAGCCCGAAAAGCCAAAGUACCGGGCAACUCGGGAAGAGAUCGAAGAGCUUGAUUAUGUGCUAGGAAUGGUGAAGGACAAGCUUCCUGCGUCGCAGAAAAAAAUGGUGGAAGAAAUGGCAGAAGUGUUCAAGGAAGAAGGUGUUCCGGACGAUGUUAAGCAACUUAUCAAGCAAGUUAGGGAAUCCAAGCAAUUUACCCUUGUACACGCAACCCAGAUAUUUCGGAUAUGGACUCGACAUGGACCAGCGGUGGCUGCUAAGAUGGCAGACAGGGAUUUUCAUAAACAACGCUUACACUCGUUCGAGAAACAGCCUGGACGGGACGAUGGCAAAUCGAAGGACGAAAGCAGAGGGUCUCGUCAAGAACAAAAGCAGGAUCAGAAACAGCGGAGUCAGAAAGAUGGUCCCAAGGGGCCGAGCUUCAACUCUAACACCCCGUUUGAUUUCAAAUUCAAGUUCGACCCUGCUACCUUUCUAGUGGCUACAUUCCUCUCAUACUACUUGUAUCGGAGCAUUAUUCCAGGAGAGGUUAAUAAGGAUAUUACAUGGCAGGAGUUCAGAAAUACGUUUUUGGAUAAGGGCCUCGUGUCCAAAUUGACGGUACUCAAUGGCAAGAAGGUGCGAGUCGAGCUUCACCGUGAGGCUGUUGCAAACGUGUAUCCCGAAUCGCCUGCGACACAACCAAACUUCUUCUAUGUCUUCGCAAUUGGAUCAGUUGAAGGCUUCGAAAGGAAAAUCGACCAAGCCCAGCUGGAACUCGAUAUACCAACAUCUGAACGUAUCCCAGUCGAUUAUCAAGAUGAAGUUUCCUGGGGAGCUACCUUCCUCAGUCUUGCCCCAACCCUCGUCCUAAUAGGCACUGGCAUCUGGCUCUCGAGACGUGCUACCGGUGGAGGUGGCCAGAGUGGCAUAUUCGGCAUGGGCAAAAGCAGGGCGAAGAGAUUUAACCACGAGACGGAUAUCAAAACAAAAUUUGCUGAUGUGGCCGGCAUGGACGAGGCCAAAGUUGAAAUUAUGGAAUUUGUUAGCUUCCUGAAGAAGCCCGAGCAAUUCCAACGACUUGGUGCCAAGAUACCUCGAGGCGCUAUCCUUUCAGGUCCACCAGGUACUGGUAAAACAUUACUGGCAAAGGCUACUGCUGGCGAGUCAGGUGUUCCGUUCUACAGCGUGAGCGGUUCUGAAUUUGUCGAAAUGUUUGUCGGUGUUGGGCCCUCCCGAGUCCGUGAUCUAUUCGCAACUGCCCGGAAAAACACACCUUGUAUUAUAUUCAUUGAUGAGAUUGAUGCUAUUGGGAAAUCAAGAUCGAAAAACGCUUAUGGUGGUGGAAACGAUGAGCGGGAAAGCACACUGAAUCAGAUUCUCACCGAGAUGGAUGGCUUCAACACUUCCGAACAAGUCGUCGUUCUUGCUGGAACGAAUCGAGUCGAUAUCCUUGAUAAGGCACUGUUGCGGCCUGGCCGAUUUGACAGGCACAUCACCAUUGAUAGACCGACAAUGGAUGGCCGUAAACAGAUUUUCCGGGUUCACUUGAAGAAGAUUGUCACUAAAGUCGAUUUGGAUUACCUGACUGGUAGACUGGCUGCCUUGACACCUGGUUUCUCUGGAGCAGACAUUGCCAAUUGUGUCAACGAGGCUGCCCUAGUUGCUGCCCGCUACCGUGCUGACGAGGUAACUAUGACGCAUUUCGAGCAAGCGAUCGAGCGUGUCAUUGGCGGCCUAGAGAAGAAAUCGUUGGUUCUUUCUCCGGAAGAAAAGAGAACGGUGGCGUAUCACGAGGCUGGCCAUGCUAUCUGUGGCUGGUACUUCAAGUAUGCUGAUCCGUUACUGAAAGUGUCCAUCAUUCCUCGUGGGCAAGGUGCCCUUGGCUAUGCCCAGUACCUACCGGCCCAGGGCGAUACCUACUUGAUGAAUUUCAACCAGCUCAUGGAUCGAAUGGCGAUGACCCUUGGUGGUCGUGUUAGCGAAGAACUCCAUUUCGACACCGUGACGAGCGGUGCAAGUGACGACUUCAACAAAGUCACCCGCAUGGCUAGCGCGAUGGUCACAAAAUUCGGGAUGUCUCCAAAAAUUGGCUAUCUGUAUUAUGACGAAGAACAGCAACAAUUCCAAAAGCCCUUCUCGGAAGACACUGCGCGGGACAUAGACAUGGAAGUUCGACGGAUCGUCAAUGAAGCUUAUGAAAAGUGCCGUAAACUCCUAAUGGAGAAGAAGGCUGAAAUCGGCAUCGUUGCUGAGGAGCUUCUCAGCAAAGAGGUUCUUAGCCGUGAUGACUUGAUCCGUCUGCUUGGUCCGCGACCAUUCCCUGAAUCUGGCGAGUUUGCAAAGUACUUCGAUGGAGGGCAUGGUAAAGGGACAAUAGCGCCUCCGCCUCCAGCGACAGAUGCUCUCGCGGAAAAAUCAGACACAAGUCAAUUAGAUGAUAAGGAAGGCCCUGCGUCGUCAAGUCCAGCAUAAAGGAAAAUGGUGGUGUUCUAUUUCAAUAUUUCACUCAUCUGUUUAGAAACUGAAGUAUAUAAGUUCACAUAUCUCUUUUCUUUUCUCCACCUGGUGCAUUCUUGACAUGUCCUUUUCCUAUGUUAAUCUGUUCCCUUUCCCUUUCAUUCUCCUUUGGUCUGUACUUUAUUUAUUAUAUUUCAGAUGGAUCAAGUGUCUAGGUGUUCACGCGUUGCACUCUUAUAUGUUUUUCUAUUCUAUCAUUGGCAUACCCUCUACUUCCCUGCCUGACUGCAACCCGACAGCCCAGACAUCGUCUCCGCUUUGAAAUCUCCACACCCUGAUUUAUAAUUUUGUAACUUUAUUUCUUCUCUUGUAUACCAAAGCUCCACCUUUAUCCGCUCAUUUGCUUAUAAACAGGGCAUGAAUGAGGUAUGUCAAAUGUUGAAAAAGAAAACGAGGAAAGCUGAAGAUCAAAAUAGAAAGAAUAAAAAAUUAUCAAUAAUUGAAUCAAAAAAAAUAUUAUACACUAUGAUUUCGAGUAGUAGGUUCUCAAGACAUUUU